GACUUUUCUUGGCCCGACUUUUAGGCAAUCCCGCCAGUUUAGUCGUCAAGGACACAACUGGGGACUGUGCUGUUCUGCGUGUCCAACAUGACGACUGAAAUCCAGGAAGCGCUCGCUUAUGUCAGACAAAAUGUGUCUGAACUUCGUAAUCUAGGCAAGGAAUGGGGGUUGAACGACGCGGAGAUAGAAACAUGUGUUCAGCGAGCCAUGUCGAUGAAAGUAGACACCAAGGAAUUACCUAAAAAGAAAGAUCGCAACUCCCAAGCAAGAAAGUUCGCGGCCCGGGAGACUUGGUCCCGAUGUCGAUGGUGCUUCAACAUAUGUUUUAGACUGGCAGGGGUGCUGUUUGUCGCGACGACGUUGGCAGCGGGCGUGAUGGUAUUUCAAGCCAGGUCAUUUUUAUCCUAUCAGCUCAUGCUCCCAUAUGCUUACAACAUACUUAGGGCGAUGCGUCUCAGCGUGAGUGUUCCGCUUCAGCAAGCAUUUCGCAUUGACAAGUACUACGACUGGGAAUGCCUCAUUGAAAAUCCCAUGUUUAAUGACCCUUCGAAGAACUGCAUCAACUGCCAGGAGAUGAAGACGGCACAAGAAAUGACGGCCACGACUGAGUUCGACAUCUCCAUGUCAGGACCAAUGGUUUUCAGGGGUGCCCAGGCUCCGGUACAUCUCCGUGACGUGUGGCAAGUUUUACACAAGUUCAAGGACAACCACAUGCUGGCCAAACAUCCCCUGGAGUGUACAGCCGACUGGGCACAGUCUACAAGGGAUCUUGCUCGACCAGAUUUGCUUGACAAAAUAAUUCAGGAGGAAAAGUUCUCAUGUAACUGGGAGAGCAGGGAUCAUCUGUUUCAAGGGCAGCUUAUGCGAAGUCUGUUUCCGAAAGUGUCGGUCAUCCCGUCCAAUUCUGAGAUUUGUAUACAGAGGAACAUCUUCAUUGAUGGGACGGGUGCUCAACAUCGAAAACUUCCCGGCAGCACAUGCGGAGUGUACAGCUGGUACACCCAGGGGACGGGCACGCGGACCCUCGUGUUCCGCCCACACCAGGGAUGUGUUGAGCUCUGUCAGCCCGUGAGCGUCACCGUGAGGGAGGGAGAUACAGUGUUGUUCAUGACUGGCGCCAUGGAUGUAGAAGUGACCGACAACAAAGGGGAAAUCAGCAUCAGCUUUCUUGGACACAUGCUGCCGGAGAUGGAGGAGAUGCCGCCACUGCCACCACAGUGUUCUGCAUGAGUGGCGUCAUGGAUGUAGAAGUGACCGACAACAAAGGGGAAAUCAGCAUCAGCUAUCUUGGACACAUGCUGCCGGAGAUGGAGGAGCUGCCGCCACCACAGGUGCCUGACACUGCAGACCAAUGAGUCUUGUCCAAAAACCCUUUCCUGCAAAAUAAUUUCAAACAAAUCAUUGACGUUUUGUUAAAACACCAUGUCUUGUAACUCCAGAAAAAAAUCUUGAUCUUGAUUAACUGGUAUCAUUACUUGAUGGGCCCAGUUCACAAAGUGAUACAUGUGUUUUGGACUGGGAUGAUACACCACUUGUGCGAUCAGAUACGUAUCACGAUACCUUGUUCACAAUCCGAUACAUAUCAUGAUACUUGCACAUGCUCUUAGCUGUUGUGUGUAAUCCAUCUUUUUCAAAGACAGGAUGGCCAAAUAUCUGGCACACUGACGAUUUACAGUUGGCAGUGUCAAGUAUGUCACAAUGGAUGAAAAUAUUUGUUUUCAAUACUAAUUUUCAAUACUAAUUAGUGUUUGGUGUAAUAGUUAUUAAAGCAAACAUUUGAAGUAAGAAUGAUAUUAAUUACUUUGUGUGCGACUGUGAUUGAUACUUGUAUCCAGAAGUAAAAAAUCACAAUCCACAAUGCAUCAGUGUAUCGUCCCACUAUGACUCACAAGUCCAAUACUUGAACAGAUUCUCAGACAGCUGUAGCAGCAGUAAAUCUUUCUGGAAUGGGCCCUGGUUCCUGUUGGGGAAAAUUCCAAUUGAAAAUAGUUCUUGGAUUGUCUCUGUAAAAGAAUGUUUGGAAUAGUUUGGAAAGUCAACCUGAGAUAUGUUUUUGCUUCAGACCAAGCCCCGUAAGUACCUGGAAGCAUUAUGUGUGUGUUAGCUACCAGUUGAUAAAUCCAUGGAGCUGUAUUACGCUUGGGUUGAAUAUAGCAUUCCACAUCUUGUCAAGAAUUCCUAAUGUUGAGAAUUCCAUCUUUUUCUCAAUUUAUCAUCUCAUUUUUGAGGAAAACGUUUUCUAUUUUUUUAUAUAACUUUCCUUGUCUUCUAUACCCUGUUUUAAUGUAUAAUGUUUAAUACAACUGAAGAAAUAUUUGAAUGGAUGAAGUAUUAUUUGGAAAGAGGACAUGUAUAUACUGUUAAGAUGUUACUCUAUGUAUUAAGUUGAAAUUUGAAUUAAACAAAUGAAGAUAUUCUG
Haliotis rufescens (red abalone) is the source of this 2419-nucleotide messenger RNA. RefSeq lists its product as uncharacterized. The coding region runs from base 88 to 1230 and encodes 380 amino acids. The record is from RefSeq and is a predicted model, not a curated record. The transcript has 7 exons. NCBI's taxonomy places the organism in Eukaryota, Metazoa, Mollusca, Gastropoda, Lepetellida, Haliotidae.